AUGGAAACAAGGAAUCGCAAACAGCGCCGUGCGGCAGCUGGAUCUUCUAAAAAUAACGAACCUGAAAUAACAAUGGCUCAUCCCCCACGCGACGAUCCGACCAAAAACCAACCAACCGUCGAGCGCACAUUAUAUGAUAUCAUCGCAGAGCGGCAAAGCGGCCUCCAACAAAAGGGAGGAUCAAUUCCACCUUCGGUAGAAGGACAGGGCAUCCCAUCACAGUCAGGGGGGACCCGAUUCGUGACAGUUGAUGCGUCUGGGCAAUUGGUCGACACCGACGGCGACAUCAGCAGCCAUCUCUCAUCAAGUGGCCCGCAAAAGACCAAAAAUAGUCAGGGUACAAAUGAAAACACUGUCAAGCAAUCCGAAUCCGACUCUGAACCCGACAAACUUCUCCCACCAUUCCUCGACACAAUUCUCCUUUCCCUGCCUCUUACAACCCUCCACCUCACCCUGAGCUACCUCGCAGCCCACCAAUACGCCGAAAAUACGGAUCUACCAAAACUCUUCAAAGAAUCCGUGACAACUGCUUUCCCUCUUCUCACUUUAUUCGUUCACCUGGCACAUGGUCAUAUCAUCUCCUUCAAAAAGCGCUCUAAGAAUGGAGCGGCAGAGCCUGCUCCUAUUUCUUUGUUCCCAUUUACAAGUGACAAAUUCACCGUUUCAUUCCUACGACAGCUAAUCUUCCCGCCUGCACUACGGACUCUGGUGUUUCUUCCUGUUGCUGCGGUGCUAGGUGCGCAUCUUAUCGCUAUCACGAACGGAGAGCCAUAUUAUGCGGUUAUGAAGAAGGCGCCUGCUGUUGGGACUAUUUGGAUUUGGUGUAUUCUAGAGUUAUCAUUUGGACCGGCUGUGCUUGGGGCAUUGGGACCUUUGGUUUGGGGUGUUUGGUGGAAGGGCUAUGGUAUUGUUUGA
Penicillium griseofulvum is the source of this 915-nucleotide messenger RNA. RefSeq lists its product as uncharacterized. The coding region runs from base 1 to 915 and encodes 304 amino acids. The transcript has a single exon. The record is from RefSeq and is a predicted model, not a curated record. NCBI's taxonomy places the organism in Eukaryota, Fungi, Ascomycota, Eurotiomycetes, Eurotiales, Aspergillaceae.